AAGCUUGAUGGGGCAGAAGCCCUGUGGGACAGGAAAAACCCCAUCUACCUCCGUCCCUCCCUCCACCAUCCCUGUCACCCUGGCUAGACUGAGGGGGUGACCAGUGCUUCUGGGACGACCCCCCCUGCUGACCAGCUCUGUGCAAGAAGAAAUACCUUGGAGACCAGAUGUGUCCACUUGUGACACCCGGCCCCCUGGGCCAGAGCCGCACUUUGUGAAGGGUGAUGUUUGCAUUUUGACGGAUGCUUCUUGGGAUCCAGAGAGGCUGAACCACCAAUGGCUCAAGAAAAGAAGGUGGAGGAGCCUGACAGAAGCACGGACAUCACCCCAGCUCCUCCCAAGCUGUGGAGCACUCAUUGUGAUGAAGAGGUGCUCCUGAGGCUCUCCAGACAUGGGCCUGGCCACGAGACCCCGAUGACAAUUCCCGAGCUCUUUCAGGAGUCUGUCGAGCGAUUUGGUGCUUACCCAGCUCUGGCCUCGAAGAACGGCAAAAAGUGGGACACGCUGACAUUUAGUCAGUACUACGAAGCGUGCCGCAAGGCAGCCAAAUCUCUCAUCAAGAACCACAUGGCUGGUGCUGCCAGGUCCUGCUGCCUCUUGUGGUGGAGCCUGGACCCCGACCUUUGUGUGCACGUGAUUUGGCUCAUUGCUGCUUUCCUCUGCUGCCUGGGCCUGCAGCGCUUCCAAGGAGUCGGCCUCCUGGGCUCCAACUCCCCUGAGUGGGUCAUCGGCGCCAUUAGUGCCAUCUUUGCUGGGGGCCUCUGCGUUGGUAUUUACGCCACCAACUCGGCGGACGCCUGCCAGUAUGUCAUCGAGCAUGCCAGGCUGAACAUCCUGCUGGUGGAGAAUGACCAACAGCUGCAGAAGAUCCUGUCGAUUCCACCAGACCAGAGGGAGUCUGUGAAAGCCAUCGUGCAGUACAAGACGCCCUUGGAGGACAGCUUCAGGAACCUGUACUCCUGGCAUGACUUCAUGGAGCUGGGUAGCGACAUCACCAACGUGCAGCUGGACCGCAUCAUCUUGAGCCAAAAGGCCAACCAGUGUGCAGUCCUCAUCUACACCUCGGGCACCACAGGGAACCCCAAAGGGGUGAUGCUGAGCCAUGACAAUAUCACGUGGACCGCAGGGGCCAUGAGCCGGGAGCUGGAGCUGAGCCACCACAUCUUGGGGCAGCAGAACACGAUAGUCAGCUACCUGCCCCUCAGCCACAUCUCGGCCCAGAUGCUGGACAUCUGGGUCCCCAUCAAGGUCGGGGGGCUCACUUUCUUCGCCCAACCGGAUGCACUCAGGGGCACCUUGGUGUACACCCUUCAGGAGGUGAGGCCUACUGUUUUCUUGGGGGUGCCUCGUGUCUGGGAAAAGAUGCAGGAGAACAUCAAGGAAAAUGUAUCCAAGUCCUCCAGUCUGAGGAAGAAGGCCUUCGCAUGGGCAAAGAUGCUUGGCUUGAAGGUCAACACCAAGCGGAUGCUGGGGAAGCAAGACAUCCCCAUGAACUACCGCAUGGCCAAGGCGCUUGUGUUCACGAAGGUCAGGACCUCCCUGGGGCUGGACAAUUGCCACUCCUUCUUCAGUGGGGCUGCGCCCCUCUCCCAGGAUGUUGCGGAGUUCUUCCUCAGUCUGGACAUCCCCAUUGGCGAGAUGUACGGGAUGAGCGAGAGCUCUGGACCCCACUCAGUCUCCAACAAGAACUGCUACAAGGUUUUGAGCUGUGGCAGGAUCUUGAAUGGAUGCCAGAACAUGCUAUACCAGCAGAACAAGGACGGCGUGGGUGAGGUAUGCAUGUGGGGCCGGCACGUCUUCAUGGGCUACCUGGACAUGGAGGAUGCUACCCUGGAAGUUCUCGACGACGAUGGCUGGCUGCACUCUGGGGACUUGGGCCGUAUGGACAGCCAAGAUUUCCUUUACAUCACCGGCCGAAUCAAAGAGAUCCUGAUCACUGCUGGUGGUGAAAAUGUGUCCCCUACCCCCAUCGAGACCCUGGUGAAGGAGAAGAUCCCCAUCGUCAGCAACGCCGUGUUGGUGGGUGACAAGGCCAGGUUCCUGAGCAUGCUGCUGACACUGAAGUGUGAGACAGACCAGAUGAGUGGAGAGCCCCUGGACAAGCUGAGCUCGGAAGCCAUCAACUUCUGCCAGGCGCUGGGCAGCACGGCAACCACGGUGUCAGCCGUGGUGAAGCUUCGGGACCCGCUGAUCUACACAGCCAUCCAGUGUGGCAUAGACAUCGUGAAUCAGGAAGCGCAAUCUGACGCGCAGAGAGUUCGGAAGUGGACUGUCUUAGAGAAAGACUUUUCCAUCCAAGGUGGAGAGCUGGGGCCGACGUCAAAACUCCGGAGACGUAUCAUAACCCAGAAAUACAGAACCCAAAUCGAUUCCAUGUACCUGUGACCUCUGUGGCAGGAGCCUCCUCGAUGUCCUCGUGGUAGACCUCAUCUCAGUGGUUGACUCCUCCGCCCAGGGAGACCCCUCCCAAGCAGAAGAAGCUAGACCACCCGCUGCUGUUGGUCUGGCCUCAGUUUCCACAGCAGGAGGCCCAGGACAGAGACACUGGAACUGACAGACUUUCCGGCCUUGAGAGGAGUGGCAGUGUGGCCAGGCUGCAGCAGAGUCCUCCCCCCUAGGACUUUGCAUUAGAAAGAAAAUGCUUCAGAGGGGUGAAGAACUGGACCCCAAAACACCUUCCCGGGAGCAACUUGGAAACUUCUCAAACAAGUUGUAGUCAGGCACA
Molecule: messenger RNA, 2725 nt
Organism: Mesocricetus auratus (golden hamster)
Lineage: Eukaryota; Metazoa; Chordata; Mammalia; Rodentia; Cricetidae
Product: long-chain-fatty-acid--CoA ligase ACSBG2
Exons: 16
Coding region: 277-2385 (702 amino acids)
Cellular component (GO): endoplasmic reticulum; membrane
Molecular function (GO): long-chain fatty acid-CoA ligase activity
Source: RefSeq, a predicted model, not a curated record